Molecule: messenger RNA, 255 nt
Organism: Enterobius vermicularis (human pinworm)
Lineage: Eukaryota; Metazoa; Nematoda; Chromadorea; Rhabditida; Oxyuridae
Source: the annotation of a GenBank genome assembly
AUGGAAAUCUGGGAAACAAAGUGCAAAGAAAGUAUUCAACCAUUAGAAAAGAUUGUCGAAGAUAUGGAUUGUUGUUGUCGUUGUUGUUGUUGUUGCUAUCGUCGUCGUCGUCGUUGGUGCUCUUACUGCUCUGUUGCUGCUGCUGCUGUUGAUGCUGCUGUUGAUGCUGAUGCUGAUGCAGAUGCAGAUGCUGAUGCUGAUGCUGAUGCUGUCAGCGUUGUUGACGAUGGUGAUAGUGUUGGCUUUAGUGAAUAA